Seminavis robusta is the source of this 918-nucleotide messenger RNA. Lineage: Eukaryota; Bacillariophyta; Bacillariophyceae; Naviculales; Naviculaceae. The record is from the annotation of a GenBank genome assembly.
GUUUCUCAGUGUAGAUCUGUCAGACCCCGAACACCCUGAAUUCUCCUAGAACAAUGUGCGAAUGCUCAUCAGAGUUCUCGAAUUGGAUGAGAGCAGUUCCCACAUCAUCAGUGGCAAACCAGAGCUUCGUUCAUACCAGUAUGAGCUCCAGUCUAAAAACUAAUUAAACUAAUCUAUGCAAUGCGUGGCUUGCAGCAUUCUCUGCUGGAUCUAUGCAUACUAAGUAGCAUCGUAUUAUAGUGGCCUUUGCCGGUUCUCCUUUGAUUCCAAGGCUCUGGGAAGUUUCUGAUUCUGAUAGCUUUCUGAUCAGCUGUUUCCCUGGUCCCACAACAAUUCUGAUUCUUGGCUCACAAAUCCAAACUACCAAACUUCCAAAGCCAAAGCAAGCUAGAAGCAACCAUCCAAAAUGAUCCCCAACUGCAUCAUCGCUGCCGGCUAUGAAAUGGACGACGUGAGCGCCAUCGACCUCAGUGAAGUAUUCUUCGUCGCAGAAGAGGAUACUGGCUGCCGAUGGUCUCGGCUGCGAGAGAGAAGCACCAAGCCUCGAUACCCCAGCCGUCGUUCUAGCAUUGAUCGAGUUGAUCAGAAGCAAAUGGAACUCAACUGCUGUCGACGCGCCCCAACCGCUCCUCAACGAAAACAAAGCAUUACCAGCAUUUCGGAAGAGGACAUGGCAGAGCUUCAUGCAUCCUUCCACCGAAGCUGCGAUGAAGCCCGGCCGAUGCGAAGAACUCUUUCUACCGUUUCUGAAGAGACCAAGGAAGAUUCUCUUCCUUCAAAACCCAGGCGCCGAGCAAGUGUUCAAAGACGCCAAAGAGGAACGCGACGAACCACUAUGUCUGCUCAUGCAGCCUAAUUUCAUAGCUUAGACGUCCGAACCAAAAGAUGGACGCUAGUAACCUGUAUAAUACGGUAUCC